AUGAGUCAAGGAAGCGCUCCAUAUGAUAUGCAGAUCAAGCUGCUAAUGAUUGGUGACUCCGGAGUUGGGAAGACCUGUUUGCUCCUGCGUUAUGCCAACGACAGCUUUAGUCCCACGUUCAUCACGACAAUUGGAAUUGACUUUAAGAUCAAGAACGUGGAUAUUGACGGCACUCGCAUCAAGCUCCAGAUUUGGGAUACCGCUGGACAAGAACGCUUCCGAACCAUUACAACUUCCUACUUUCGUGGAGCCCAAGGAAUCCUUUUGGUCUACGACGUUACCGACCGCCGCUCCUUCGAGUCCAUUCGUAACUGGAUCUCACAAAUCCAGCAACACGCUGAUGUUCACGUCAACAAGAUCCUAGUGGGAAACAAGUGCGAUAUGACGGACGAGAAGGUCGUCUCCACGGAGGAAGGAGAAAAGUUGGCAAACGAGUUUGGCAUUCAGUUCUGGGAGUGCUCCGCCAAGAAUAAUAUCAAUGUCGACGAGUCGUUCAUUGGGAUCGGACGAGCAGUCAAAGACCGACUUGUGGCGGAUGGUUUGGGAGGACCUGCUCCUGACAAGGACGACGACGAAGAAGAAAACCAGAACGAAGAACCUGAACAGGUGGAGUGGGGCGUGGUGGAAUAUUAUUUAUUACAUACCGUGUGGACCAUGCGAGCUGCGAUUAUGAUACUCCUUUUGCGCUUGUUGGCCUUGUCACGGUACCUUUUGGCGUUUCAUGAUAAUACUAUUACAUUUUAUGGAAUACUAUUACAAUUAUGGAUUGGAAUUGAAAUUGAUACAGACGAUUGA
Messenger RNA from Seminavis robusta, 795 nucleotides. NCBI's taxonomy places the organism in Eukaryota, Bacillariophyta, Bacillariophyceae, Naviculales, Naviculaceae. The record is from the annotation of a GenBank genome assembly.